CGGAGCGCUUUGAUGCGCUGAGAGGAGGACAGAGCGUCACAUCUCUCCAAACGCCCAUCAAACUUUCGGCAGAGAGGACUCAGUGCUCCGGAGGAGGCCUGUUCGAGAGUACGCACUGAUUCUUGUUUUUUUUUUUUUUUUUCGGACAUGCCCAGCGAUGGAGUGACUUUUCACGAUGAAUUUUGGCACAGUUUGACAACAUUGUGAGUCCUUUCUGAAAGCUCCGUCUCCACGUUUCCCCCCAUCCUUUCAGCGACAGAGCGAGGGAUGGAGCAAGCACCAAGCGCGCCGAGUCCUCCUCCAAAACCAGUCAACCACGAACCCAUCAGCUUCGGCAUCGACCAGAUUCUGGGAGCCGGUUCGGAGCCGGAGAGCGGGCGCACGCCGGGCAGGCAGAGUGGAUCGGAUUUAAGCAACGGGGACGCCUAUUAUAGCCUAGGAAACCCGAGCGGUGCCAACGCGCCCUCAUACACAGCGCUGUCUAUCUCCCUCUCUGGGAUCAUGCCUCCAGCGGAUCCUUCAGGUUCGUACGGAGAGAACAGGAGUCUGGGCAGCCGGGGUGUGAUACGAGUUCCCGCUCACAGACCUGUAACGGCCCCGGGACCCCCGGCACCUGUCCAGAGCGCUGUUCCCGGGUUUGGAGGACUGUGCUUCCCUUGGAUAGGAAACAGGUUCGCCAAGGACAGAAUAUCAGCGGCUCUGGUUCCUUUUGCAGUCACUCGGCGGAUAGGUCACCCGUAUCAGAACAGGACGCCUCCGAAGCGGAAAAAGCCCAGGACCUCCUUUUCCAGAGUCCAGAUCUGCGAGCUGGAGAAGCGCUUCCACCGGCAGAAGUAUCUGGCCAGCGCCGAGCGAGCGGCUCUGGCCAAGAGCCUGAAGAUGACCGACGCGCAGGUCAAAACCUGGUUCCAGAACCGCAGAACUAAGUGGAGGAGACAAACAGCCGAGGAGAGGGAGGCGGAGCGUCAGCAGGCCAAUCGCCUGAUCCUGCAGCUGCAGCAGUCCGCCCUCCAGAAGUCCCUGAGCGAAUCCGCGGUGUCGGAUCCACUGUGCGCCCACAACUCCUCCCUGUACGCCCUGCAGAACCUCCAGCCGUGGGCCGAGGACAGGGAGUAGGGACAGAUAAAUUAAAUGAAACCACUGGGACUUACUUUGAUUCAUGCUGUGUGGAGGAACAAAUGUGACUUGAGACUGAAGCAUGGGUCCUGUCUGUUUAAGUGGAGGAUGUUAGAACGGGACAUUGAAUUCUGGUGAGUGAUGCGUACUCAGAAGCAGAAACUGUGGAUUAUUUUUUUGUUUUCCACCCUGGGUGGAAAAAAUCAGAACUUUGCAAAACAAAUCUGAAACAGACUUAUUCAAAAAAAGAAAGAAAAAAACAAAACAACUGCCACUCUAUUUGUUCUCAUAUGCUUGCACUUAUUCUGUUCAUUGGAAUAAGACAGGGAGGAAAUAUCUUGUAUGCAGUUUUAGAUGAGGGAUGUAAUUUAUGUCACACUGUAAAACAUGCAACUAUAUUGUUUUAUGAGUGUGCUUUCUCUUAACACCCAUUUCUGGGUGCGUUGACUCUGCAAAAUGUGUCAAAGCAGAAAAAAACCCCCUGAUGUUUCUCAUCAUUUUUUCAUUUUUGUGGUGCUUAUUCAGGUCCCAUUGAUAAAAUACUUCCUUUAAUGCAUUCUCACAGACCUGCACAUAUAAACCUGCACAUAAAAAUAGCAACACUUGGGCCAAACCAAAAGAUGCCAAAAAUAUUGCAUUUUGGGUGGAAAACGUCAUUUGAGCUGUAAUAAAACAAAGACAGACUUCAGGAAAUAGGAAAAUUUCACCCAUGCUGUAAGUUAAGAUAAUAAAGGGAGUGAUGCAUGCUCAGAGAUGUUGCUAAAGUCUUUUCAUAUGCACAUUAUUAUGUUUUUGAAUCAAGCCAGAAAACUCUGUUUUGUACUUUUACUGUACAUGUGUAAAUAAUAUUAUAAACUGUUGUUGUGA
This is a messenger RNA of Poeciliopsis prolifica (blackstripe livebearer), 1983 nucleotides long. RefSeq names its product T-cell leukemia homeobox protein 3-like. Gene Ontology annotation, molecular function: RNA polymerase II cis-regulatory region sequence-specific DNA binding; DNA-binding transcription factor activity, RNA polymerase II-specific. Gene Ontology annotation, biological process: regulation of transcription by RNA polymerase II; animal organ development. NCBI's taxonomy places the organism in Eukaryota, Metazoa, Chordata, Actinopteri, Cyprinodontiformes, Poeciliidae. The record is from RefSeq and is a predicted model, not a curated record. The transcript has 3 exons. Gene Ontology annotation, cellular component: nucleus. The coding region runs from base 268 to 1116 and encodes 282 amino acids.